GCUUUGUUUUUUUCACCUCUUCUCCUCGCCUUCGCUAUCCCACAAUGCAUUGCGUUCACUCGUUGGAUCCGAUCAUGGACCAAAGCGCAGACAAUGAUCUUCAAGGAAGCGAUGGUUCUGGGAUUUUGGGUGGCCCAGAUGUCCGCAGACGAAUCCCCAUCAAGCUCAUAUCCAAGCAGCCCAUAAGGAGCAAACCUCCGCCCCGCACCCAGAGACCCGGCGGCAGGCCGUGUAAAAGUGAGGCCGGAGUAGACGAUACCUUUGGCUUCAAGCAGGAGGAGAGGUUCGACUGUGGAGCUAAAUCUGGGGACGUGUUCGCAACUCAGAGGAGGUUCCCCCAGGCGCUGUUCUGGGACUACAAGUUAAAUCUGAUUGGAGAAAGAGAUGAAGUACCAAUCCACUUCUGUGAUAAAUGUGGUCUUCCUAUCCAGCUCUACGGACGCAUGAUCCCCUGCAAACACGUCUUCUGCUACGACUGUGCUCUGCUCCAUGAGAAGAAGGGAGAGAAGAUGUGUCCUGGCCUCACGAUGUACAACUGCACGGACCCGGUGCAGCGGAUCGAGCAAAGCCAGCGGGGGGCCCUCUACAUGUGCAGCGUUGUGCCGGGAUGCAAACGCACCUACCUUUCCCAGCGGGACCUGCAGGCCCACGUCAACCACCGCCACAUGAGGGCCGCCAAGUCCUCCGCCGGCCGACAGGAGCCCGUGCACCUGCCCCCCGCGUCCGAGGUCCCGGACCGCUUCCGCGUGCCUCCGCCCCACCUACCCAAGAACCACGUGCACCUCCCGAACCCGCUCCAGCACGGCAGUCACGACCCCUACGGCCAGCCGCCCCCGCCCACACCCCACGUGGAGUUUCUCAUGGUCCUCAGUCAAGCGGUCCCCAGAGUACGCAGGUCUGGCCGAGGCCCCAUCCUGGAUCCCAGUGUGGGAAAGGUUCUGGAGAGGUUCCUUAAAGAACCUUUGGCCGUUGCUUUCCUGUGCGGUGUGAGCUUGUGCUCUGAUGGUCUCAGGGUGUCCCCUGCUCUCAGGUGUGAGCUUAUGUUCUGA
Molecule: messenger RNA, 1049 nt
Organism: Etheostoma cragini (Arkansas darter)
Lineage: Eukaryota; Metazoa; Chordata; Actinopteri; Perciformes; Percidae
Product: E3 ubiquitin-protein ligase Hakai-like
Exons: 9
Coding region: 45-1049 (334 amino acids)
Biological process (GO): protein ubiquitination; regulation of cell adhesion
Molecular function (GO): ubiquitin protein ligase activity
Source: RefSeq, a predicted model, not a curated record